This is a messenger RNA of Choloepus didactylus (southern two-toed sloth), 5314 nucleotides long. RefSeq names its product RHO family interacting cell polarization regulator 1 (gene RIPOR1). The coding region runs from base 1138 to 5016 and encodes 1292 amino acids. NCBI's taxonomy places the organism in Eukaryota, Metazoa, Chordata, Mammalia, Pilosa, Megalonychidae. The transcript has 21 exons. The record is from RefSeq and is a predicted model, not a curated record.
UAUGGUGUAGGGUGCAGUGUCCGGUCUUCAGGGACGUAGGGAAAGACAGCAUUUCUAAACCGGAGUCCUGGACCUCUUGCAUCUGAAUUUGUAUGGGAGUGGUGGGCUUGUUGGAAAUGCAGACCCCUGGCCCCACCCCAGGUGCUAGAGAAAGGAAGCACAGUGGGGCAGAGUUGAACCUCAAAGGACAAGGAGUGUUUAUGGGGUGGGGGAGCAUCCAGUCCCUCUGAGGACCCUGAGAGUGGUGGUUUCUAUCCAGGUCAGAGAUGGAUGAGGGAUAUUAGAGACCAGCACUGGGGAGGGAAGGGCCCAGCACAAAGAGGAUUCAGGCCCUGAAGGGGCCCUUGUGGGCUGGGGGCCAGGAGGAUGGAGCCUCAGCCUUAGCAUGCAGCUGCAGCCAGAAAGGAGGGCUGGGUAGGCAGAGGGACUUGAUCCUCUUCCCUGGUGAUGAGCACCCCCUUGGGGUGGUGCAUGGAACUGUGGGACUCUCUGUGUCCAGUUCCUUCUCUGCUUCCUUCCUGAGGCAGCAACACAUUACAUAGGGUUGAUCCAUCCAGCACAUUUAGCCCCUCUCUUCUCAGCCUCCCAGGCCCUCAUGCUCUGUGCCUUAUUCUCUGCCGCCACUGACACAGUCCUUCCAUUCGGCACCCCAGCCCUUCUUUCCACUCUCUCAGCCCCUGCCAGUCACCACCCUUCACUAACUCAGAACCUCAACCCUCAGUGUAAUUCAGCCCCUCUCAACCCCCAGUCUUUGAGCUCCCCCUCCCCCAUUCUCAUUGUCCUCACUAAAGUCCCCGCUCAGGCCCCUCAUUCUAAUUUAAACCCCCAUAUUCACCGAAGCGUUCAAUCCCUUUACACAAUCCCGACGCCAGCAGAGAGGACCCUAGUCAAUCUCCCCGAGGGGAAUCCCCGGUCGCCUCUCCCGUGCGCCGGGCGGACCGAGGCCCCGGCGCCCCCUGGUCCGGCCGGUCCCGCCCCAUCCCGGCGGGCUGAGUCAGGCGGCAGGAACUGGGCGGGGGGCGGUGUCGGGAGGAGCCGGAGCCCGAGCCAGAGCCGCUGGGAGCGAGCGCGGAGCCCAGCCGGGGCCGGCGGGGACGCGGGGGGCGAGCGCCCGGCGAGGGCCAUCCCGGACCUACCAUGAGUGCCAAGAAGAAAGGGAGCCCCGCACGGACUCAUUCCAUGAUGUCCCUGUCGGUGCGGCCGCAGCGCCGCCUGCUCAGCGCCCGGGUCAAUAGGAGCCAGUCCUUCGCAGGUGUCCUCGGCAGCAGUCACGAGCGGGGGCCCAGGAGCUUCCCGGCCUUCAGCCCCCCGGGGCCCCCACGGAAGCCCCCAGCGCUCUCCCGAGUGUCCAGAAUGUUUUCCGUGGCACACCCAGCCCCGAAGGUGCCGCAGCCUGAGCGACUUGAUGAAGUGUAUGCUGCGCUGAAGCGAGGCUUGAGGGCCUACUUGGAAGUACACCAGCAAGAGCAGGACAAACUUCAGGGGCAGAUAAAGGAGUCCAAGAGGAACUCCCGCCUGGGCUUCCUGUAUGACUUGGACAAGCAAGUCAAGUCCAUUGAACGCUUCCUACGACGGCUGGAGUUCCACGCCAGCAAGAUUGAUGAGCUGUAUGAGGCAUACUGUGUCCAGCGGCGUCUACGGGAUGGUGCCUACAACAUGGUCCGUGCCUACAGCACUGGAUCCCCAGGGAGCCGCGAGGCCCGGGACAGCCUGGCUGAAGCCAGUCGGGGGCAUCGAGAGUACACGGAGAGCAUGUGUGUGCUGGAGAGCGAGCUAGAGGCACAGCUGGGCGAGUUCCACCUCCGGAUGAAAGGGCUGGCUGGCUUCGCCCGGCUGUGUGUAGGUGAUCAGUAUGAGAUCUGCAUGAAGUAUGGUCGUCAGCGCUGGAAACUCCGGGGCCGCAUUGAGGGUAGUGGGAAGCAGGUGUGGGACAGUGAGGAAACCAUCUUUCUGCCUCUGCUCACAGAAUUCCUGUCCAUCAAGGUGACAGAGCUGAAGGGCCUGGCCAACCACGUGGUCGUGGGCAGCGUGUCCUGUGAGACCAAGGACCUGUUUGCCGCCCUGCCGCAGGUUGUGGCUGUGGACAUCAAUGACCUCGGCACCAUCAAGCUUAGCCUGGAAGUCACAUGGAGGUUGUUGGGGCUGAGGGGUUUGAGGCCAGGGCCAGGGGGACUGUGGGACCUACUAACAGCCCCUUCCUUCCCCAGUCCCUUCGACAAGGAUGACCAGCCCUCAGCCACUUCUACUGUCAACAAGGCCUCCACAGUCAGCAAGCGCUUCUCCACCUAUAGCCAGAGCCCACCAGACACACCCUCGCUUCGGGAACAGGCCUUCUACAACAUGCUGCGGCGGCAGGAGGAGCUGGAGAAUGGGACAGCGUGGUCCCUGUCAUCCGAAUCUUCAGAUGACUCCUCCAGCCCACAACUCUCAGGCGCAGCCCGCCACUCCUCAGCCCCCAGGCCCCUGGUGCAGCAGCCAGAACCCCUGCCCGUCCAAGUUGCCUUCUGUAGGCCUGAGACCCCCACUUCUGGGCCCGUGGAUGAGGAGCGGGCCAUGGCCCCAGUCCUAGCCAAUGGGCACAUCCCCUACAGCCGGACUCUGAGCCACAUCAGUGAGGCCAGUGUGGACGCUGCCUUGCCUGAGGCUUCAGUGGAGGUUGUGGACCUAGAAAGCCCAGCCUGGGUACCUAGCCUGCCUGGACACCCAGAUCCCACCCAUGGAGAACACCCUCAUCCUGUCACGCCUGCCCUGGACCCUGGCCUUUCUGCCACAAGUCCUACCCUCCGUACAGUAGGGCCUGCCCACACAGCUGCAGACCCCGCCCCAUCUACAUACCCAGACUCAGUUCACAAGGCCACUGACUCCAGCCCUCCUGAACUGCCAGGCCCUACUCUCACCACUACAAGCUCUACCUGUAGAGCCACAAGCCCCACCUACAGUGCUACAGGCUUCUCCCACACUACCACAGGCUCUACCCACAAGCCCCCAGUCUCUGCCCUCACCACUACAGGCCCUCCCUCCAGUGCUGCAGUCCCUCCCCCCAACAGCACAGGCCUAAUCCAGACUAUCACAAGCCCCACCCACAUGGUCACAAGCUCCACCCACAAGCCAAUACUCUCUACCUUAAUUACUACAGGCCCAGCUCAGACCAGCAGAAGCCCCACACACACGACUGGAGGUUCCACAAACACUACUGCAAGCGCUACCUGUACAACUGCAAGUCCCACCCAAACUGUCCCAAGCCCUCCCCAUACUUCCCCAAGCCGUACUCACAAAACCGGGAUGUUAGCUGGCCCUACUACAAGUCCUACCGCUAAUGCUACAGGUCCAGUCCAGACCUCCACAAGUCCCAUCGACUCUGCCACAAGCCCCCCCCUUAAAACUGUAAGCCCCUCCACUUCUCCAGACCUUGUUACUUUCACCAGCCCCUCUGUGCAUGCAGACCCCACCCUCCCAGGCAGGAACUCCUUGCCCUGUGGCUCUCUAGUCUCCACACCCUGCACUCAGGCAGAGCCCAUAGCUCCCAGCACCUACCAAAGUCCUACCUGUUCUGGUAGGGAACCCCUCAUAAGACCUGUCCCAAAUUCCCCAGGACCCAUCCUUCAGAGCCCAAGUCCCCCUCCCUCACCCCUAGCCCCUGUACCCCAGGAUUCAGACCUUAGCCUGGCUAUGGCUGCCCAAGCCCCAGUCCCAGGAGCAGCUGGAGGAGCUGGGGACAGGAGGCUGGAGGGGGCUUUGGGGGCCCUGGCGGCUGCCCUGGAUGACUAUCGAGGCCAGUUCCCUGAGCUGCAGGGCCUGGAGCAGGAGGUGACCCGACUGGAGAGUCUGCUGAUGCAGAGACAAGGCCUGACCCGCAGCCGGGCCUCCAGCCUUAGCAUCACCGUGGAGCAUGCCCUGGAGAGCUUCAGCUUCCUCAACGAAGAUGAAGGUGAAGACAAUGACUGUCCUGGAGACAGGCCCCCAAGCAGCCUGGAGCCUGGGGCUGAGGACGGCCUAGACUCACCCAGUGCCCACCCCCUCAGCACAGGGUGUCCAGCUCUGGAUGCUGCCUUGGUCCAGCACCUGUACCACUGCAGCUGCCUCCUGCUGAAACUGGGCACAUUUGGGCCCCUGCGCUGCCAAGAAGGACAGGCCCUGGAGCGGCUGCUGCGGGAGGCCCGAGUGCUCGAGACAGUAUGCAAGCUCAGCAGGCGAUGGGAGAUCCCUGCUACCUCUGCGGAGGAAGUGGUACAGUUCUCGGCCUCUCGGCCCGGCUUCCUGACCUUCUGGAACCAGUGCACAGAGAGACUCAGCCCCUUCAUCUGCCCUGUGGAGCGGGUACUUCUCACCUUCUGCGAUCAGUAUGAUGUCCGCCUCUCCCUGCGCCAGCCAGGCUUAGCCGAGGCUGUGUGUCUCAAGUUCCUGGAGGAUGCCCUGGGGCAGAAGCUGCCCAGGAGGCCCCAGCGAGGCCCUGGAGAGCAGUUCACCAUCUUCCAGUUCUGGAGUUAUGUCGAGGCCCUAGACCACUCCACCAUGGAGGCCUUUGUGACCGAGACUGCAGAGGAGGUCUUACUGGUGCGGAAUCUGAACUCAGAUGACCAGGCUGUGGUUCUGAAGGCCCUGAGGUUGGCGCCCGAGGGGCGGCUACUUAGGGAUGGGCUACGGGCCCUCAGCUCCCUGCUUGUCCAUGGCAACAACAAGGUCAUGGCUGCUGUCAGCACCCAGCUCCGGAGCCUGUCGCUGGGCCCUGCCUUCCGGGAGAGGGCCCUCCUGUGCUUCCUGGACCAGCUCGAGGAUGAGGAUGUACAGACACGAGUGGCUGGCUGCCUGGCCCUGGGCUGCAUCAAGGCUCCUGAGGGCAUCGAGCCCCUCGUGUACCUGUGCCAAACAGACACGGAGGCCGUGCGGGAAGCUGCCCGGCAGAGCCUGCAACAGUGUGGGGAAGAGGGGCAGUCUGCCCACCGGCGCCUGGAGGAGUCGCUGGACACCCUGCCCUGCAUUUUUGGGCCCGGCAGCAUGGCCAGCACAGCUUUCUAAACAGCCCCCCCCCCCCACUACCCCCACUUUCAGAGCUCACCAGGCACUGGGAAGGAGGGCGGGGGCUGGCUCCGGACACCCCUCCCCCACAGAUUCCUAUCAAUGAAAAUCUAAUAUAUUCUUCUGUUACCCCUGGGGUUGGUAGAGUCAGUGCCUCCCAGCCUCGGCUCAGCACACCCCUUGCCACAAAUCAGUGUCCGGGGCCUGGCCACCCUGCCUCUAUCACCCAUGUCCUUUGGUUUUGUAUUUUAUUUACAGAGUUUUACAGAAAAUAAAAAAGCAAAAUGCCUUUCCUAUA